Sinocyclocheilus grahami is the source of this 1840-nucleotide messenger RNA. Its product is annotated as sentrin-specific protease 7-like. Gene Ontology annotation, molecular function: SUMO-specific endopeptidase activity. Gene Ontology annotation, biological process: protein desumoylation; proteolysis. The transcript has 15 exons. The record is from RefSeq and is a predicted model, not a curated record. Gene Ontology annotation, cellular component: cytoplasm; nucleus. Bases 54 to 1712 code for a protein of 552 amino acids. Lineage: Eukaryota; Metazoa; Chordata; Actinopteri; Cypriniformes; Cyprinidae.
AUGGGUAAGAGUUUACAAGAAGAAAAAAACACCACACACAGAGUUCUGCUGAGAUGGAGCUGCAGCUGUCUUCCCUUCACAUGGGUGGAGUUAGUGCUACUUGUGAGAGUAUGAAGAUCACUACAGACGAGAUCACAUUUUCAUUGAAAGAUUCUUCAAUGAACAUUUCUAUAUCGACGGCUAGUGUGUGUAAUUACAGUGUAUGGGAGGAGCCUGCAUUUAGGGGGUGUGGCCUGGUUAAGGACAACGAGGUCCCACCACCUUCUCUGCUCUUUCUUUGGCUGUCUGAUGCCCAGGCACACCAAUUACACAAUGACCUGUCCGUCAUCCUGCCAGGCACAUGUCCAGCUGAAAGCAGUACGUGUGUGUUGCUGUGUUUGGCUGAACCUGUAACUGGUGUUGAAAGUGCUGUCUUGGCCUCUUUAAUGGACAUAGUGGGUUUGAACCAGAACAGCUUCAAACUCCACUCCCCCCUCACACAGCCGGAAAGCCUGAAACUGCUUCAGAGCUCCCAGGAAACACACCUUCUCCAAAUGCUGAUGCCCGAAACUGAUCCUCAAACCAGCACUGCUGCACAUGCCACUGUAUCUACUGAGAAGUCUCAGGAUUCUGAAGUUCAGUUGAAGCCAGUUUACACGCUGUGCCACAGAAGAGCUCAGGGUUCAUACAGUGUUACCUUGGCACCUACACUUGGGGCAGAAUGGGCCCCGUACCAACACUGUGGUCCAGCAUGCAGAUUGAUUCAGUUCCCUCCUCCACCCUCGAAAGGAGCCAUCACCGUGACAACAGAGGAUCUGGAGUGUUUAGACAGUGGCGAGUUUCUUAAUGAUGUCAUCAUCGACUUCUACCUCAAGUAUCUUCUGGUGCAAAAGGCCCCGCAAGCAUCUGUAGACAGAUCUCAUGUUUUCAGCAGUUUUUUCUAUAAACAGCUCACACGCAGAGACAACGCUAAUGAGGACAGUACAAGCACACCAGCUCAGGUCAGAAGGCAUCAGCGUGUGAGGACGUGGACGCGUCAUGUAGACAUCUUUGACAAAGACUUCCUGUUUGUGCCUGUCAAUCAAGAAGCUCACUGGUACCUCGUGGUGAUCUGUUUUCCUGGGUUAGAAGAGCCACAGUAUGUGACAAGGGACGGCAGAGACUCUGUGCAGGGUGAUGGAGGUGAAGGUUUGGGUGAGUCUGAGGGUGAGAUCCAUGGAGAGAAUAGAUCCAACAGUGAUGAGGACAAAGAUGACAGUCGUAUAAAGUCAAGCAUGACUCAUCUUCCCAAGUGUACGGAAAAUACCUGCAAGAGACCUAUUGUGUGUAAAAGACCAUGCAUUCUCAUCAUGGAUUCCCUGAAGUUGUCGGUUCACGAACGUAUCUUCAAACUCUUGCGCGAAUACCUUCAGGUGGAGUGGCAGACAAAAAGAGGUGGUCAUCGUGACUUUAGUGGUGACCACAUGAUAGGUUCCCACUGUACAGUCCCCCUACAGGACAACAGCAGUGACUGUGGCCUUUAUCUGCUACAAUAUGCAGAAAGUUUUUUACAGGACCCUGUGGUAGACUUUGAAUUGCCAUUGAGAUUGGAGCGCUGGUUUCCACGGCAACAGGUGCGAGGUAAACGGGAGGAGAUUCGAGACCUCAUCCUACAUCUGUACAGGUUUCAGCAAGGCUCUCUGGGACAUGAAUCUUUAGAAGAUAGGACAGAUCAUGGGAAUGUCAUUCAGUGAUGUUAAGCUUUUAGGUUCAUGUGAUUAUUUUACGCUAGAUAUAUUUAUAUUUUAGCUGAUUUUGAACCUUUUAUAUUAAUUUUAUGCUUUUGUAUACGCUGUUGGAAAAACUUUAGAAAUAAAUAAAU